GCUGCGAGCUGCUCCCUGGCGCGGAGGCCGGAAGCGCCCGCCCGGAGCCGCCGCGGCCCGUCCUUGUUCGGCGCGGAGGCCGCGCCGCCCGCGCCGCCAUGGCCAAGUGGGGCCAGGGGGACCCGCGCUGGAUCGUGGAGGAGCGGGAGGACGGGACCAACGUGAACAACUGGCACUGGACAGAGCGAGACGCCACCAGCUGGUCCAAGGGGAAGCUCCGAGAGCUGCUCGUGGGCAUCGUGGUGGAGAAUGAGGCCGGCAGGUGUGAGAUUGGCGAGCUGAAGCAGGUGGAAGGCGAGGCAUCUUGUAGCAGCCGCAAAGGAAAGCUGAUUUUCUUCUAUGAGUGGAACAUUAAGCUGGGCUGGAAAGGUACAACCAAAGAAUCUAGUGCAAAGCACAAGGGAUUGAUUGAAAUACCCAACCUUUCUGAAGAAAAUGAAGUAGAUGACACUGAGGUGAACGUGAGUAAAAAGAAAGGAGAUGGGGAUUUACUGAAGGAUCUUAUGAAAACUGCAGGCACCGCCAAGGUCAGGGAGGCCCUGGGAGAGUACCUGAAGGCACUUAAGACGGAAUUUACAACAGGAAUGAUUUUACCAACAAAAGCUGUGGCAAGUCAGGAACUGACAGUUAAAAGGAAACUGAGUGAGAACACCUUGCAGGUUCAGGCCUCAUCUCCAGUGGCUUUGGGUGUGAGGAUUCCCACUGUGGCUGUACACAUGACGGAGCUGUUUGACACAACAGUAGACCAGCUAUAUAGCAUCUUCACUGUGAAAGAUCUGGUGCAGAAAUUUUCCAAAUCUCCUGCUAUAUUGGAAGCUGAAAAGGGAGGGAGAUUCCAAAUGUUUGAUGGGAAUAUCACUGGUGAAUACAUAGAAUUGUUAACAAAUAGAAAGAUCAUCAUGAAAUGGAGAUGUAGGAACUGGCCAGAAGAACACUAUGCAACUGUUGCACUGAGUUUUGUGCCUACUCUAGGGCGGACGGAAUUACAAUUGGACUGUAAAGGAGUUCCUGUCUGUAAGGAAGAAAACAUGCGAUCCUGUUGGCAGAAGCAGCACUUUGAAGAAAUAAAAGGUUUACUACAGCCGACCACCCUAAGUGGUUGAAUUAGGUUUUAUAACGGCAUUGCUUUUUAUAAGCUGUCAUGUUUACCUCUUCCUUAAAAAACAAAUCGCUGUAAUUUAUUUUAUAUUGGAUGGAAUCCAUGAACCUAUAAUUAGACUCUGCAUUGAGUUAAAAGUAGUAAAAUCCUGAAAUUAGGUAUUAAUCUCCCCUUCCUCCAUAGAUGUUCCUCUGAAAGUAGAUCAAGUCUGUGUGUUCAGAUAGUUGAUGUGUCCCAAGCUAAAGCUUGUCCUAGUAAGCUUACUUUUUCAGCUGUACUUUUAAGUCUGAAGAAGACAAAAAAGAAAUGGCAUGCAUUCUAUUACUUUAGGGUUUUUAAGAUGUAGCUCAUAGGUAUGUAGGUCUAUUUGUGGCAUGUUUCACUCAAAAAGAUGUUAAAGUGAGGCUAGCUGGUUGUAUUCAUAUUAUACUGCUCUGGUCCACUUUGGGAUGGAGUGGAUUGAGAUGGGUUAAGUUGCUUUUUUGGACUACCACUAAUUCUUGUACUGAACUAGACAACUGCUUAUUCCCCUUCUUCAGUUAACUCAUUACUUUAAUCUGAGAAGACUGAAGCAACGUAUGUAAACAAAUGAAAAGUCAUCACAAUCAAUUUAAUUAAGUGCACAGAAUAGCAGUCAUGUCAAUAAAAAUAAAACAAUUAUUUUUA
Messenger RNA from Dipodomys spectabilis (banner-tailed kangaroo rat), 1765 nucleotides. RefSeq names its product activator of 90 kDa heat shock protein ATPase homolog 2. The transcript has 9 exons. The record is from RefSeq and is a predicted model, not a curated record. Lineage: Eukaryota; Metazoa; Chordata; Mammalia; Rodentia; Heteromyidae. Bases 99 to 1103 code for a protein of 334 amino acids. Gene Ontology annotation, biological process: positive regulation of ATP-dependent activity; protein folding. Gene Ontology annotation, molecular function: protein-folding chaperone binding; ATPase activator activity. Gene Ontology annotation, cellular component: cytosol.